UGACGGAAACCUUGAAAAAAAAAACCUAGAGUAAUUCCGAUAUAAUAGAACAUGAUAUAUAUAAAUAACAUCUCUUUCUUUCUCUUUCUUUCUUUUUUUCUUCUUCUCCUUCUCUUUCUUUAGAAUGAAGCAACAAGAUUUAGCUGCUAUUCAACGUCCAUAUCAAUGCAAUUUCUGCUAUAAAUCAUUUUAUCGUUUAGAGCAUAAAGUGCGACAUGUGAGAACACACACUGGAGAAAAACCUCAUAUAUGCACAUAUCAACAGUGUGACAAACGAUUUGCUCGUUCUGAUGAGCUAAGUCGACAUGUACGUGUUCACACUGCACCUUCUUCUGUCCUGUUACAGCGAAAAAGAAAGAUACGCAAAUUCAAUUCAAACAAAUCAAGGUCAACAGACGAUGAAGAGGCCUAUCUAAAACAGCAACAACACUGCUCUAUCUUAAGGUUUAUUCAUCCCACUGCUGUACAUACUAUCCAAAAGGAUAAACCAACAAGAUCGAGUCCUUAUAAACAACCUGUAAAUAACAACCUUAACCAUUGUCCAGCUCAUGGCUGCUAUAAAUCGUUUUGGCGAAAAGGGCAAUUGACAAGACAUAUUGAAAAACAACACCCAACAUUGUGUGAUAUGGAAUCAAAUGCGUCAUUGUCAUCUGAUGAAGAAACCUUGCGUUCACCCAAACAAGAAGUAGAAACAUCGUUUGGUUAUUGUUUACCGCCAUUGGAUGAGGAUCAGUGGCAUCAGCAAACAUUUCGUUUACCUUCCAUUAAAUCCUUAUUAUGCUAAUAACAACAAUAAUAAUAAUAAUAUUUAUUUAUUUUUUAAUGAUGAUAA
Molecule: messenger RNA, 832 nt
Organism: Gilbertella persicaria
Lineage: Eukaryota; Fungi; Mucoromycota; Mucoromycetes; Mucorales; Choanephoraceae
Exons: 1
Coding region: 125-784 (219 amino acids)
Cellular component (GO): cytoplasm; nucleus
Molecular function (GO): RNA polymerase II cis-regulatory region sequence-specific DNA binding
Source: RefSeq, a predicted model, not a curated record